UUCAAGUUAAUGAGAAUGUCAAAUGCAUAAUUCCUGAACGUAUAAUUAGUAUAGAACCCACAAAUAAAAAGUUUUGUAACCUUUUUAAUGUAAUUACGUUAGAACAAUAUGAUAAUCAAAAA
Messenger RNA from Funneliformis geosporum, 122 nucleotides. The record is from the annotation of a GenBank genome assembly. NCBI's taxonomy places the organism in Eukaryota, Fungi, Glomeromycota, Glomeromycetes, Glomerales, Glomeraceae.